GUACUGCGAAGUUCUUUGGUGUGUACUUGGGAAGUUUUGUUUGUUUACAACCGAAGAAAACAUUCUCUCAAACAUGCCGACUUAUGAAAUGCCAUUAUUAAUUAAAACACUUAGUCGGCCAGAAACAUUUGUUGUACUGAAACGUGCAAGUCAAACAAUAUUUGAUAAAGGUGGUGUCAUACGAAAGAUUGAAAAUCUUGGGACACGCCAGUUGCCUUUCAAAAUUAGAAAGCAUGGUCUUGUUGAGAAAAAAGCCAGUUACUUUUUGAUUGAGUUUGACACUUCACCAAAAACAAUAGACUACUUGAUUGACGAAUUUCACAGAGAUGUAGACGUCCUGCGUUCCAGGAUUUACAGGUCACAUGAAAAAGAAGAGUUUGAGUGCACAUUUGAAGAGGAGUGCCUGCCUGCAGCAUACAGGAAAGAUGUUCAGAAGUUGUUAGAAAUAGCAAAAAAAGAUGCAAAACCAAAGUUCAAACCAAAUACGUCUCUGGAUUACUAUCCAUUCAACAAGUAGUGAGGAAGAAACAUGAGAAUUUAGCAGCAGUUCUGUGAUAUAUUUCCACUGUUUUGUCAUUGGACAUCAGCUUUUAAGAAAAAGAAAGAAAUCUAAUUCCAAAAAUAUUAGUGGUUUUGGACAAUGCUCACAUUGUAAAGUGUCACAUUUAGAAGUCAUCAACUGAUAAUUUUUGUCAAAACUGAUGUGCUUUCAGGCAAUGAAAUGACAUAUUGUCCAGUACAUUAUUUUGUUUUAUUUUCAUUUGUUAAUUAGGUAUAACUGUAAUUUGAACUUGAGUUUGUUUGGUAGAGCCACCAUCACUUGAAAGUCAUGUAAUUUAUGUAACAUGCAGAAAUAGUGAGAAAUUUAAAAUUAAGUGUACACUCAAAAUAUUCCAAAGAAAAAUGGUGUCGUACUUGUAGCAGGAAGUACAAGAAAAGCUCUAAUUAAAACUUGUUUAUUAAUUGUUGGAUUCUACUUAAAUUUAAUGUGCACUGUUUGGUUGUAAUUACCUAAAUACUUCUGGAAACAGUUUACCUUACUUAAUUUGUUGUGUCACACUGAUUAAAUUUCAAUAAUAAGUUGUACAAGUGACUUAGGAGUCUAUAUGAUGAAAUAUGUUGAGUGAUACUAUUUUCAAUUAUUCAGAAAUUUAUAUGAAUAUCACUGCUUGUGAACAAGAUAUUAAAUUAAUCAAGAAGAGUCAGUUGAAAAUAAUGUUUAGUGUAAGUACAAGAGGUGGUCAUACCACCAUACUGUAAGUUAAUUUGCUUUUUGUUUCAGUAAAUAUUUGAAUGAUCAUAGCAUAUCUUUUCUGAACAUGUUAGGAUGAAGGUUCAGAGGAAUAGUUAUGAGAUUCACAUUUUAGUAGGGGCAGGAGUUUUAUUUGCUUUUUGAGUCUUACCUGAUAGACAGUCCUGCAAUGCAAAAUCCGGCAUUUGAGUUUCCCAGAGCCUUGUCAGAUAGAGUUGCUUACUUUGAGUCUUGCACCUGAUGUGUUGGGAUUUCCUAAUCUGCAUAAAGUGGUAUGUAGGGGAGUUACACAGGACAUACUUAAGUUGUGCCUACUACAUUCAUUUGGGGUUACGGAAUUUCCCUUGACUCUCUAUUUGCUUUAGAUAGUCUCCAAGGCCAGGUACCAUGCUACAAGAAGUCAUGGCACCAGGCAGCUCUUUCAGAGAAGUACUAUUGGGGGGAUGACCAAUAUGAGUGUUUGCAUUCUCCUCCAGAUGUUGUGUUUGAUGGAAAAGGUGGACUAGGCAGGAUUAAUUAAAGCUAAAAAAUGUCCUUUGUCAAUCUUGGUUCCACUGCAUGUAAUAAGUGCAUUCAAAAUAUUAAAAAGAUACAAGGGGAAACCAAUCAAAAGUGAUCAUAGAAGUUUAAUCAAUGGUACACACCUGACCUCCAAAAAAAUUAAGAACACGUCAUUAAUCUUUAUAACAGAUCAAAGAACAGUGAAGAAGAUGUACUUCAGUACUUUCAACUAUAGAAGAGGUACAGAUCAGAAAUUAUAAAACAGAGACAGAUGGAAAAUGAUAAUUGUAUGCAGCAAUCACAAAACAAAUGCAAGGCUGCUUGGAACAUUAUCAAAUCAUCUUGGUAAUACUAACAGAACUGCAUAUGAUAUGACCAGUAUCACACCCGAUGAAAUGAAUAACUUCUUUAUUAAUUCUGGUAACAAAGAACACCCAGCUCUUAAUAAACAUCUCGGGGGGGGGGGGGGGGGGGGCGAGAUAUUCGUAUUGCACAACAAACCUGCAAUAUCUACAUACCUAGAUUCACUGCCUGCGGACAGUACUGUGCCCAUUACAACUCCAUCCAACACCCCCAGCAUCAUAUGUUCAUUUCUUUGUUUAACCUUUGCAGAGAAACAACAGCCUUUCUUCCAUAUACUGGUGUCCUGUUAGGAUCGACUGUAUUAAGGAAAAUGAUACAGUGAACUCAUAUUCUGCUUUAGAUUGUUUGAGGGCAAUGUAAAAACUGAUUUGGGCUUCUGCAAGUCAGAAUUUUACUACAUCUCUUGCCAAUGCAGUCUGUCAUACACAUGGUAAACUGUCUGAAUUGUGGAAAAACAUUGCACUGGACAUGAGCAGCACGUAAGUUUAGGAUUUACAGACAGUGUCAGUAAAGAUUGUGAUGCUGACCACGG
Schistocerca piceifrons (Central American locust) is the source of this 2648-nucleotide messenger RNA. It is a transcript of the gene mRpS6, whose product is annotated as probable 28S ribosomal protein S6, mitochondrial. Gene Ontology annotation, biological process: translation. The coding region runs from base 74 to 517 and encodes 147 amino acids. NCBI's taxonomy places the organism in Eukaryota, Metazoa, Arthropoda, Insecta, Orthoptera, Acrididae. Gene Ontology annotation, cellular component: ribosome; mitochondrial small ribosomal subunit. The transcript is spliced from 5 exons. The record is from RefSeq and is a predicted model, not a curated record. Gene Ontology annotation, molecular function: structural constituent of ribosome; small ribosomal subunit rRNA binding.